Betta splendens (Siamese fighting fish) is the source of this 2206-nucleotide messenger RNA. RefSeq names its product epoxide hydrolase 2, cytoplasmic (gene ephx2). The record is from RefSeq and is a predicted model, not a curated record. Gene Ontology annotation, biological process: cholesterol homeostasis; phospholipid dephosphorylation. Gene Ontology annotation, molecular function: lipid phosphatase activity; magnesium ion binding. Lineage: Eukaryota; Metazoa; Chordata; Actinopteri; Anabantiformes; Osphronemidae. Gene Ontology annotation, cellular component: peroxisome.
CACUGUCUAUACCUGUUUGAGACCAGUUUAACCAUGAAAACGCCAUCAUUCUGGUUCUACUGGCUUCAGAACGGUACAGUAAGUGGUCGAAUAGAGUGAACGUUUAAUAACUCUGUUAAUAAUUAGGAGUUCGAUAGACUCAGCAAACACUUCCAACCGGACCCGCCUACGUCAUACGCGCCUCCGCAAACUGCGUGGUCACGUCUCAUCUGCACGCGAAGCUACACCCUGAACACAGCUCGCUCUGUCACAGUGUGAAACGGGUCGCACCGUUCAUUGGCGCAGUCUUAGUUGAGACACUCGUGUCCGGUUGACUUUUUGACGCUGCAGCGGCCGCGGACUCAGACCAGAUGCCUGAGAAGAAAGUGGUUCUGUUCAACUUCUGGGGAGUUGUUGUGCCCGCGCGUGAUGCUGUUUACAACAAGGUGGAGGAGACGCACAAGCUCCCGGGUGGCCUUCUGUCCAGUGUGGCGUCUCAGGCUGAUGGAGCCAUGAUCCGGGCGGAGAGAGGCCAGCUGAGACUGUGUGAGAUGAUCCCAGCGCUCACAGACGCGUGUGUGAAGGAGGCUGGGGCGAGGGGCGUGACCCUGCCGUCGGACUGGUCGGCUGCUCUGCUGAAGGAGCUUGAGGAGGCCAUGCUGGACGUCCAGCCUGCUGUGCUGAAGACGGCUGCCAGGCUGCGCCGCAGUGGGCUACUGACAGCUGUGUUGGCCAAUCACUGGAUCGAUGACCGCUCCGAUGGAGACGCAGCGGCCCGUCUCCUCUCUCUGCUCGGCAGCCACUUUGACCUGGUCCUCCAGUCCUGCCGUGUGGGCCACAGGGUCCCUGAGUCCCACCUGUUCACCCAAGCCUUACAGCACCUGGGAGCGACGUCACAGCAGGCGCUGUGGCUGGAUGUGGAUGCGGAGGGUGUGAAGGCAGCAGAAGCAUUAGGGAUGAAGAGCAUCUCAGUGAGGAACCUGGACGAUGCUCUGGACAAACUGGUCGCCUUCACUGGAGUUCAGGCGGUCCACGCGGACCCUGCUCCCCCGGCCUGCAGCCCUGACAACGUUGCUCAUGGAUACGUCAGCAUCAAGCCCGGUGUGAGGACUCAUUAUGUGGAGAUGGGCUCGGGUCCACCGGUUCUGCUGUGUCAUGGCUUCCCAGAGAGCUGGUACUCGUGGAGGUACCAGAUUCCUGCCCUGGCAGCUGCAGGCUUCAGGGUGCUGGCUUUGGACAUGAAGGGCUACGGGGAGUCCACCGCCCCUCCAGAAAUUGAGGAAUAUUCUCAGGAGCAGAUCUGCAAAGACCUGAUCACGUUUCUGGACCAACUGUUGAUAGCACAGGUCACACUGGUGGGUCACGACUGGGGCGGGUUUCUGGUUUGGACCAUGGCUCAAUGCUUUCCUGAGAGAGUCAGAGCGGUGGCGUCUCUGAACACUCCCCUGUUCCGGGCCGAUCCCUCUGUUCAUCCUGGAGAGAGGCUUAAACAGAUUCCCAUAUUUGACUACCAGCUCUACUUCCAGAAACCAGGAGCAGCUGAGGCCGAACUGGAGACAAACCUGGAGAGAACCUUCAGGAUUUUCUUUUUCAGCAGCAGUGACAUGAAAACCCGUCCUGCUCUGACGACUGCAGGAGUUUGUGCUCGAGGAGGCUUAUUUGUGGGUCUACCUGAGCAGAUUCCCAGGAGCUCCAUGCUGACGGAGGCGGACCUGCAGUACUAUGUCUCCCAGUACAAAGAGAACGGAUUCAGGAGGCCACUGAACUGGUAUCGGAACGGCGAGGCCAACUGGAAGUGGAUGUGCUCUCAGCCCAGAGGAAAGCUUCUAAUGCCGGCGCUGAUGGUGACGGCAGGUAAAGACCCCGUACUGCUGCCAGACUUCACCAAGGGAAUGGAGGACAUGAUCCCAAACCUGAAAAGGGGACAUGUGGAGGAGUGUGGCCACUGGACUCAGAUGGAUGAACCAGAGGAGACCAACAAAAUCCUGAUAUCAUGGCUCAAAGAAAUACACAAGGCUGCAGCCAAACUGUGAGGGAGGAAAGUAGAAAAAGACACAGACAUUGGGAACAAGAGGACAUUUAUUGAAGAAAGCCCAUCAGUACAAGUUACAUGAAAAGUAAUAGUAUCUGAGCUUGAACACAUUUCAUAUGGCAAAAUAAUAAUACAUUUAAAGAAAUAACUGAUUAAUCACAAAGUUUGAAUAAUAAAACUGGUUCAACCCUGUUA